UCCGUAAUGCCAGGCCUUUAGGGUCCGAUGAUCCCAAACAGGAUAGCACUAAUUUCAAAGAUAAAGGGUUGACUUGAAGCGAGUACCGGUAGUAUAUCGGUCUAUUCAGCGAAUUCAAAUCAAAACACCACGAAUGUUAGGCUAUGAAGACUCUGGCUGAUUUAGUAAGUCUCCACUUUUACUCGCACACCGGAAGGAUCCCAGUUCUUAAACCCUGAAGAGUCACCAUUGAGCCGAUGCCACCAACACGUCUGUGUGUGUGUGUCAGCAAAUCUCUUCAGUCGAAUGUGACAAGUGACAUCGUUGAGAUUAUAGAUCUUGAAAACACUGGAUAAAAGCUACAGUUCAAGAGAUUGAGGACCAAAACAAUCUGAACAACAAAACCAACAGUGAUGGCUGCAGAGAAUAACUUCCCUCCAAUACCGGGGUUCAUCCCCCUGCAGCCAUGUUUCUACCAGAACUUUGAUGAGGAGAUCCCUGAACAGCAUCGCACCAUGUGCAAGAGACUCUACCACCUGUGGAUCUUGCAUGCAAUCACCCUGGCUGUGAAUCUGGUGGGCUGCUUUGUGUGGAUGCUGGGUGGAGGGGGCGUGACUAAUUUUGGCAUGGCCAUCAUAUGGUUGAUUCUCUUCACCCCCUGUUCCUAUGCGUGCUGGUUCAGGCCCAUCUACAAGGCCUUCAAGACUGACAGCUCGUUCAACUUCAUGGCGUUCUUCUUUGUGUUCAUGGCCCAGGUGGGCAUCAGUAUUAUCCAGUGCAUAGGGAUCCCAGGCUGGGGAAACUGCGGCUGGCUGGCCACCAUCUCUUUCUUCAGCUACAACCUUUGGAUCGCCUUGCUGAUGCUCAUCCCCACCCUCUUUUUCACUGCCACGGCAACGCUGUCCUUCAUUGCCCUCACCAAGGUCCAUAACUUCUACCGUGGCAGCGGGGGCAGCAUAGGCAAGGCCCAGGAGGAGUGGACCACAGGGGCCUGGAAGAACCCCCACAUCCAGCAGGCAGCGCAGCAGGCAGCUAUGGGAGCCGCCACGGGGGCCAUGAUCCCGGACCAGCAGUACUCCAGCAACACCCCACAGUACAAUGACAACCAGAUGUAGGGGAUAAAGUGGAGGGAGGGAAGCAUGUCAAAACAUGAGCAGGAGUUUGGUAUCUGUUUAUCCCAUCCCCAAAAAGUGUGUCUUUAUCACAACAGCUCUUUCUAAAGGGCAGGGGUCUUCAACCUUUUUAUGCCCAGGGACCCUCUCCCAGGCAAACCGGCAACCCAGGGACCCCAUCAUACGUUAGCAAUUUGUUUUCUUCUCACUUGUCUUGUCUUAGCAUCUAGUGAAUGAUAAUGUCAAGGAGAAGUAAUCAACAUUUAAAAAAUGAAUAGAUUUGGUAGAUCGUUUUUCAUUAUUGUAAUUGGGAAAGGAAGUGUAAACUCUAACGUAGCCUAUUAGCUUGAAAGGUAACUCCAAACACAUUUUCACUAAGAACUGCUGUUUAGCUGGCUACACAAAGGUUAGCCAUAUGUUAGUAAAAAUGUUUGUCUAAGUCAAGAAAGCUUACCAGCAGCCAGCAACACUUGACACACUGGUAGCCUAUGUCAGAUAUUCCGGUGAGUGUAAUUGGCUCCAAUAAGUGUAAUUUGCUUAAUAUUAGGAGUUAAGAAAUAAUGUUGACAUCAUUAGAAAGAAGACAUUCUCCUCUUUUCUACUGUAAUCAUUUAUUCUGUUGUUGCUAGCGAUAUACCCCUGCUAUAGGGUACUACACUACACUACCACACUAUACCAGUUGACUCUGAACACCCAUAACGAAAGACAUUUCAUGUUCUCAGCAUCUACACUCAAUUACAGUAUCUGGUUUCUACUGCGUGAUGUCAUAUUUCUGUUUCCGCUGCUUUGUUUUGACACGUCACAUCAACGAUGUGUCCCUAUCUUAUGUCACUGUGUUAGCAGGGCCCUGUGGCCACAUGCACACAGCACCAACUCUGCUUGUCAGAGCUCAUUCGGAUCACCCACUAUCCUCUCCUAGAUGGUCUUCGGUUUUGGUUUUUGGUAGCCUCCUCCUGCUCAUGACUUGUAAAGUCAUGCUCAUGAUAUAGUAUUUCAAUUAUAGAUGAGUUUUUUUACAGUAAGUUACUGGACUCUAGGUUUUGCCGUGAAUAAAUGUAGUCACUGGCUGUAGGAAGAGAGCCAUGUAAGACUGUGUUUGAGUGCAGUACUAUGAACUUUUUUUUUUAUCUAAUGAAAUUUCAAAGCGGAUAAAAACGUUUUAUUACAGAAUGUAGCACUGAGAUAACUUUAAUAUUUUACCAGGGGUGUUUAUGUACAGUAGGAGAUAGCUUACUUGGUAAUAACUAUGUAUUUUAAGAAUGAAUUACUUUGUAUACUAGUGAAUGCCAGCUGAUUGAACAAAAAGGACUCUCCUCUGAACCAUCAGGUUGCUUUGUGAUUCUCAGGUAAAGCAAAGCUAUAAACACUGGACACAUACUGUGAACCUUUUCCCUGUACGUCCAUGUGUAUAUUUUUGAUAGCUUAUAUAAUAUGUAUUUAAAAUGAAACCAUAAUCCUGUUGCCUCAGGGGUAUUAGUUUAAUUUGAUUCAUUCUGUAACUUGAACAAGGUAUUACUGUGAGCUAAAUGAGGCCAGUAUGUACUGUAGUUACAUUACAUAGAGAUGUGUAGAAAAGUACGCUCUUAUCUCUUACUUAUAACUUAUUAUAACCCUUUAAACUUUAUAUUAGAGCAGCACUCAACUACUGAAUGUGUGAACGUCCUCAAAAUGUCAGUAUCCCACAUUUUCCUACUGACAUCUGAAUUUUGAUACUCCUGUUUUGAUCAUAUUCGUAGUAUGCACUACCUUUGAUUUAAUACUGAGGAGGUAGCGAGAUUUGGAAGUCCACUUCCUUUGAGUUUGGCCUGGACGUUGGUGUUGGUGUCCCUGGGGCUCACUGUCUACGCUGAUAUCUUUCAUCAGGCUAGCUCAGAGGCUGUUUUAAAGAGCUUCAAUGGAGAGAUAACUGUGUGCUACCAGCUCCUAGGCCUGAGCUGAAAGACUACAGGCCAGUCGCAUUUUCAUUAUCCACAGUCAUGGAAAUGGGACUUUCUUCUGAAAGUCUGAGAAGUAAUGAAUGAAGUAAUGAAUGAAGUAAUGAAUGCGUACCAAAACACAGAACUCUUUUUAGGGGACUAUUGUACAAAAUGUCUUUAGAAGAAGGCUCUCCAAGCCUGUUCCUGGAGAGCGCUACCGUUUUUGCUCCAAUCCUAAUCUAGCACACCCGAUUCUAAUAAUUAGCUGGUUGAUCAUCUGAAUCAAGUCAAUUGCAACUGGGGUUGGAAGGAACACCUACAGGAGGGUAUCUCCAGGAACAGGGUUGGAGAGCUCUGCUUUAGAUAGACAUGUAACAUCUAAUGUAAAUUAAUGAAUGUGAGCUAUAAAUUAAUUGCUAGGAUUUCUCAUUGUGUUUUGUAUUGAAUGUCUACAUGUCUUAGAGGGUGCUCUUUUUUAAACGUGUGUAGUUAACGUCUUGUCUAGGGUUGACAAUGUUAGACAGCAACGUUGCAUUGUAUGUCUUGUUGUACGAUUGUUUGACCACAGAGGGGCGCCGAUGGUUCCUUUUAUUUGUGUGAGAGAAAAUCCCUGAUAUACAAGCUGCCUGCACUCAGUCGUCUGUCUAUUCAUACAGUAGACUUUAGGUCUAUAGCUUAGUCAGUAUUCAGUCAACAGCUCAAUGGUUCCUGCUGUUCCCAGGUAGUAGCUACAUGUGACCAGGAAGGAAGGGAGAGAUAGAGCCUUACAUCUAAGUGGGCUCCAGUCAGCCUCAGCCUGGCUCAUACUGCUCUCCUGCCACCUCUCUCUCUCUCACAGGGGCAGACGGCUGAGCAGGCGGUCCCCGUGAACACAUUACAGUGUGCUUUACGCUGUAGGGGAAAGAGAGACAUUUAUGGCACGUUAUGGGUGCCACUUUCUCUGGGUUAGUAGGGGUUUGAAAAUGACCUAAAUGGGCUCGUAUUGAGGGAAGGAGAGAGAGAGAGCAGUAGAAAAACAGUGUUUCCCUGGUUAGUUCAUGUUCUAGCUAGAUCACUAACCUGGCCUAAUCUAUAUAUCCCAAGGCCUCUUAACCCCUCAAGUAGCUGUAUUCAACAUUAUUACAGUAUGCACAUUACUUUAGAGAAAUCUCCCAAACCUAUACUUCUUUUCUCUCCUACAUCUAAAAGGAAUCAGCUAUGUGUAGGAACUGUGGUGUAAGCUAUGCAGAUAACCCUUGACUAUGGAAGGGAUGUGUUUGUAAGUACAUUUGUUUGGGCUUAGAUUAGCCUGCGACUGAUGUAAAGGUGUGUAGAGCACUGUUACCUUAAACUGUGAUAUAAUCAGUAUUCAAUAAGCUCCAUCUCUGCAGUAAUCAAGCAGAAGCAUUGACCAAAGUUUUCCCCUGGUACACAUUCAUGUGCAACCACCACAGCUCAUACAGGACCAGCUGUUGCUUCUUUGUCAUGUCCAUGUCAUUAAAUGUGUGGGAGAUCAUUGUACCAGUGGGAUAUCCUCCUUAUGCUGAUCAUGUGAGAUUGUGUGGUCAUCUCGGAGAGACAACUAGACAGUAUUCUGAAGCACAGUUAGAAGGGGACUUUUAUUCUAAAGUGUAAUUGUUACGUACAUUUAAAAAUGUUGUCUUGUCAUUUUAUGUUUUGAUUUCCCUUACGGACAUUAAACAAACUCUAUUCCAUUUUACGCCAUGAA
Messenger RNA from Salmo salar (Atlantic salmon), 4715 nucleotides. The record is from RefSeq and is a predicted model, not a curated record. NCBI's taxonomy places the organism in Eukaryota, Metazoa, Chordata, Actinopteri, Salmoniformes, Salmonidae.